CUCGGUACUCGUAUCGCACCCUCAAAAAAAAAUCAAAUUCAAAUCUGAGUCGUUAAUCAUUGGUGUCACUGGUGGAAUAGCAUGCGGUAAAAGUGCGCUAACAGAGAAAAUAGUCAAUAUGUUCAAGACCCAUUUCGAAGUUAUUGCUGUAGACUGUGACAAACUAGCGCACUUAGCCUAUGAAAGUGGCUCUGAUUGCUUUGAACAAAUAAUACAAAGUUUCGGCAAAGAUGUUUUAAUGUUAAAUAGUGUUGGCUCUCAGGAGAUAAACAGACAAGUUUUAGGCCAGAAAGUUUUCGGAGAUCAUAAUAAAUUGAAGAAACUGAAUGAAAUUGUAUGGCCGGAAGUUCGAAAACAAGUGGAAAAUAUCAUCAAGAAAAGUCCUGAAAAAGGCAAAAUUAUUGUCGUUGAAGCCGCGCUUCUAAUAGAGGCUGAAUGGGCAGAUUUAAGCAAAGAAAUUUUCACGUGUAUAGUUCCAAAGCAAAUGGCACUCGAACGGCUAUCGACAAGAAACCCAUUGUUGUCUGCGGAAGAAGCGCUCUCUCGCAUUGAAAGUCAAAUUUCGAAUAGAGAGCGAAUUGAGCAUUCUACUUUUGUUUUCUCAACGCAAUGGGAUCACGACUUCACCUUACAUCAACUCACUAAAGCUUUCAGUACAAUAAAACAUGAGCUCCUCUUGUGAGCUUUUUGGUUGUCUUUAAUUAAAUAAAAUCAAUGAACAAAAUUAAGUUAAUACUUGAAGAAUAUAUACUCCUUGAGUCGGAGAACGAAUAAUUUAAUGUAGUCAAAUACUGAUUUCGUAUUGCAGGCUUGAGGCUGAUUUUUUGGGACUCAUUUAGGUCUGAGUUUUGUGUUUUGCUUGA
Molecule: messenger RNA, 863 nt
Organism: Symsagittifera roscoffensis
Lineage: Eukaryota; Metazoa; Xenacoelomorpha; Acoela; Convolutidae
Product: bifunctional coenzyme A synthase-like
Exons: 1
Coding region: 119-682 (187 amino acids)
Biological process (GO): coenzyme A biosynthetic process
Molecular function (GO): ATP binding; dephospho-CoA kinase activity
Source: RefSeq, a predicted model, not a curated record